Camellia sinensis is the source of this 787-nucleotide messenger RNA. NCBI's taxonomy places the organism in Eukaryota, Viridiplantae, Streptophyta, Magnoliopsida, Ericales, Theaceae. The record is from RefSeq and is a predicted model, not a curated record.
GCUUCCCAAAAUGCUUCUCCUCCAGCAACAACACCUGAUUCUGAGGGUGACAAUGGUGGUGGAUCAUCCAAUUAUGAGGAUUUUCGUGGUUACGCUCUUUGGGGUACAUGCUUUUUAACUUUAAUCUCCUUUGAAAACUCAAACCCAACAAUAUAAAAUGAAAAGAAAUCAUUUACCCCAAUCAAUCAGAUAGAGAUACAAACCAGUUACUAGAACUUUGAAUGAUCAGCAGAUUUAUAAGAUAAAGUUUGAUAUGUAUCAGUAGAUUUAUUGAUACAUAUCAGCAGAUAAAAUUUGAUCAGAUGUUGAUUCAUAUCAAAUAAAAUAAAUGAUCAGCAGAUUUGAUCAACAGAUUCUUUGUUUGAUAUGUACCUCAGAUUUAUUGAUACAAAGAAAUUUUGUUUGAUAAAAUUUGAUAUGUAUCAGCAGAUUUUAUUUUAUAACAUAUCAAAUGUUGAUCAGCAGAUUUAUUUUUAUGUAUUUAUUUUUAUAUAUUAAAUAGGAAAUUUUAUAUGUAUCUAUUUUUAUAUAUUAAAUAGGGAAUUUUAUAUGUAUCUAUUUUAUAAAUAGAAAAAACUAUAUGUAUAUAUGUAUCUAUUUUUUAUAUAUUAAAAAUAGGGAAUUUUAGAGAGAAAAAUGUUGGGUCUAGAGCUACUGCUAAUAUGGAGAAGGAUUUUGAUUCAAAGCUAAGGAUUGAGAGCAAUUCUUCCAAUACCCAGAUCUAAGAGCUUUGCAUUUAGGGCACCCCAAGAGAAUUUCACCAUCCAAGACUUCGAAUUGGGCCGCA